This is a messenger RNA of Anopheles coustani, 1461 nucleotides long. Its product is annotated as acetylcholine receptor subunit alpha-like 1. Gene Ontology annotation, cellular component: neuron projection; membrane; synapse. Lineage: Eukaryota; Metazoa; Arthropoda; Insecta; Diptera; Culicidae. Bases 143 to 1369 code for a protein of 408 amino acids. Gene Ontology annotation, biological process: regulation of membrane potential; nervous system process; monoatomic ion transmembrane transport. Gene Ontology annotation, molecular function: transmembrane signaling receptor activity; extracellular ligand-gated monoatomic ion channel activity; neurotransmitter receptor activity. The record is from RefSeq and is a predicted model, not a curated record. The transcript is spliced from 5 exons.
AGUCCCAGCCGUGCGUGUGUGCAUUCGUGAAAGUGGUGAUAAAACUAUUAAUAGUGCAAGUGAUAAGAAAACUGAAGAAAAAUAACCCAUUUAUCCUGCAGAGGGACUGUGUAAAAAGGCUGGAUAAAAGUGACUGUUAAAGAUGAAGCAAAAAUGUGAAAAUGUGUGGUUUAUUAAAGCGGUACUUUUAUGCUUCCUGGCAAUGGCAAUAGUACAAGUUUCUGCUCAAAGUGAUGGGGGCCAGAAAUGGACACCUACGUGGGCGGACCGUCUCAAGAAGGAUCUCCUAAAGGAUUAUGAUCCAUCGCUUCGUCCAUCCCAGCAUUACAACGUCACGACGGUAGAAACAAGUAUCACGAUCACACAUGUGGAAAUUAAUGAAAUUAAAUCGACGCUAUCUGUAUACGGUUGGAUGAAGUUUGCUUGGAAUGAUCCCAAGCUUACCUGGAAUCCAGCAGAUUACGGAUAUCUGGACGUAGUACGUUUGGAUCCUACUAUCGUCUGGCGACCGGAUGUGGUGCUGUACAACAAUGCUGGAGGUUCGGACAAUCAUCACUACGGAGACACUAACGCUCUGGUAUACAACGGCGGAAAGGUGCUGUGGGUUCCACCGACCGAGUACCAUGCGUUCUGUGAGUUAAACAUGCGUUUGUGGCCGUUUGAUUACCAAAAAUGCAUGGUGAAGAUUGGUUCCUGGACAUUCGAUGGAUACAAGCUGAAUCUUACCCUUGGAGACGAGCCACAGAUUGAAAUUCUGGUAAAGAAUUCUGAGUGGAGAAUCGUUAAAGUGGCUACCGAAAGACACACGACCUUCUAUCCUUGCUGUACGGAGCCAUACAUCGAUAUUACUUACAACGUGACCCUCCAGCGCCAGUCCGACACCCACAGAGCGAUCGUCGUUAUUCCUGCCAUAGUGAUCAUCAUGUUUGCACUCUCCGUAUUCUGGCUACCGUUGCAAGCCGGCGAAAGGAUCGUCAUGAACGGCAUUAUUGCGCUGAUGAUUACCCUCUUCUUGAUCUAUUUCGCUCAGCAAUUGCCGGCCAUUUCCGGUCUAACGCCGUUGAUCGUUAUAUUCUUCAGCAAUACGCUGCUCCUGACCGCCUUCAGCACCAUCAUCAGUGUGGUUGUGCUGAACAUGACGAAACCCAAGCACGAGAGAAGCUUACCGAGCAUGCUGAAACGGGUCGCUGGUUGCGUGGGACCAUUCGUGGGCGUAGGAAAGAAACACUUUAGCUUCAGCGACAAAGGAAAUGUAACGAUCGAAAGCAGCAUCGACCACGAAUGGACCAAGUUCGGAUUGGUUCUUAACCGUCUGUCAUUCUUGGUAUAUUGUGUGAUUUUUGUAAUUUGUGCUUUCUAUUCUAUUUGAAUUUUCAACUUCAUCAUGCAAACGCACGUAUUCUGUACUCGCUGUAACAAUGUAUCCGACCUUUUUCAAAUAAAACUUCUUAUGCAAAUCUU